UGGUUUACCCUUUCGUCGCUAAAAGUGUGUUGCUGACAAAUCCAAAGGUGGACCAAAGUUGCCAUUUUUCCUGCUCGUCUUUCUUCCACCCCAGAUCUGGGUUUGACUUGCCCAAGUUCCCAAAACUGUCCAGAAUCUUAACCAGUUAACCUUCAAGGCUUCUGGGUUGGUCCAAAUUUCUGUUUUUGCAGUUGGGAAUCUGAAAAAGGCGCAGUCUUGGAGGGAGAGAUGGGGUUGAAAGAGAAUGGGAAUGUGGAGAUGGGGAUGGGGAUGUCUGAGUUCCCUCUGGGGAGCAAGAACAAAUACAAGAGGAUGGAGUCUGAAGUGGCAGAUUAUUAUGAUGAUAAUGAUCCUUCACACCAUCAUCAUCAGCUUGAGAAGAGGAGGAAGAGUACUAGGAAAUAUGUUUUUGCCUGUGCUGUUUUUGCAUCGCUUAAUAAUGUCCUCCUUGGCUAUGAUGUGGGUGUGAUGAGUGGAGCAAUCCUAUUUAUUCAACAAGAUCUAAAGAUAACAGAGGUGCAAGAAGAAGUUCUGGUUGGUAUUUUGAGUAUCGUCUCGCUCGUGGGUAGCUUAGUUGGGGGAAGAACCUCGGAUGCGAUUGGCAGGAAGUGGACAAUGGGAUUGGCCUCGAUUAUUUUCCAGACGGGAGCAGCGAUUAUGACAGUUGCUCCUUCGUUUAAAGUACUUAUGAUAGGAAGAUUCUUUGCUGGGAUUGGCAUUGGAUUUGGCGUGAUGAUUGCGCCUGUCUAUAUAGCGGAGAUAUCCCCGACAGUUGAGAGAGGAACCCUAACGUCGUUCCCCGAGAUUUUUAUAAACCUCGGGAUCCUACUCGGUUAUGUAUCUAACUAUGCGUUUUCUGGAUUCCCAGCGCAUAUAAACUGGCGAAUAAUGCUGGCUGUGGGGAUUCUUCCCUCGGUUUUUAUAGCGUUUGCUCUCUUCGUCAUCCCAGAGUCACCGAGAUGGCUGGUUGUGCAGAACCGAGUGGACGAGGCCAAGGCAGUGCUAAUGAAAACGAACGAUAAUGAUGCAGAAGUGGAAGAGAGGCUUGCAGAGAUACAGUUAGCUGCUGGGGGAGUAACGAACGGGGAGAAAUACGAAGAGAAAGCAGUGUGGCGUGAGCUUUUGAGUCCUUCCCCCGCCCUUCGUAGGAUGCUAAUCACGGGGUUUGGAAUCCAGUGUUUCCAGCAGAUAACGGGGAUUGAUGCAACGGUUUACUACAGUCCCGAGAUCUUAAAAGCAGCCGGGAUUGUUGGCGAGUCGAAGCUCCUAGCUGCAACGGUUGCUGUGGGGGUCACGAAGACCGUGUUCAUACUAAUCGCCAUUUUUCUCAUCGACAGAGUUGGAAGGAAGCCACUGAUGUACGCGAGCACUAUAGGAAUGACUGCUUGCCUGUUUGGUUUAGCGUUCUCUCUUACUUUCCUCGGGGAAGGAUCGGUUGGAAUCUCACUGGCAAUACUGUUUGUUUGUGGCAAUGUGGCGUUUUUCUCGGUGGGGUUGGGCCCGGUUUGCUGGGUUGUGACAUCGGAGAUAUUUCCGUUGAAGUUUCGCGCCCAAGCGUCUGCACUGGGAGCCGUGGGCAACCGAAUGUGCAGUGGCCUGGUCGCGAUGUCCUUCCUUUCGGUCUCCCGGGCAAUCACAGUGGGCGGUACCUUCUUCAUUUUCUCGGCAAUCUCGGCCCUCGCUGUCGCCUUCACCUAUAAAUUCAUCCCCGAGACAAAAGGCAAAUCGCUCGAGCAGAUUGAGUCGUUGUUCCAAAACGGACACGAGGGUGUGCCCAUCGGUGAAGUCCGUGUCGGAGAUGCUGAACAUCUGGUGCAGAAAGAAGUGCAGCUCAGAGAUGUGCAGAAAGAGUGAGUGUCAUUACUUGACUGCAAGAAUUCUUUCAUCUCUAUUAUGGAGGAUAGUUUUGGUGCCAUUUCACAUCAACUGUGAGCAUAUAAAUAUGGUAAUAGCACAGAUCUUUGUGGUAAGUAUUGAGGGAAAACUAACAUUGCAUCUUGUUUCUAUGGUAGCAAGCAAGAAUAGAUAUAUGUAAAACAGAAUUUUACACGCACAAGGCGGAGUUUAUCCCGUGCACAUUCUCGGAUAGUAGCAGUGGGUUUCUUUCGUCGCCCAAAAUAGAGAAUUUUACAUAUGUAACUUUGCCCAAGAAUAUGAUUGAAUUCAUUGAAUAAAAUCAUUUUAUUCUAC
Messenger RNA from Ipomoea nil (Japanese morning glory), 2190 nucleotides. Its product is annotated as probable polyol transporter 4. Gene Ontology annotation, biological process: transmembrane transport. The record is from RefSeq and is a predicted model, not a curated record. Lineage: Eukaryota; Viridiplantae; Streptophyta; Magnoliopsida; Solanales; Convolvulaceae. The coding region runs from base 229 to 1854 and encodes 541 amino acids. The transcript is spliced from 2 exons. Gene Ontology annotation, molecular function: myo-inositol:proton symporter activity; carbohydrate:proton symporter activity. Gene Ontology annotation, cellular component: membrane.